Molecule: messenger RNA, 2874 nt
Organism: Physcomitrium patens
Lineage: Eukaryota; Viridiplantae; Streptophyta; Bryopsida; Funariales; Funariaceae
Product: IMP-specific 5'-nucleotidase 1
Biological process (GO): nicotinic acid riboside biosynthetic process; nucleotide metabolic process; nicotinamide riboside biosynthetic process
Molecular function (GO): magnesium ion binding
Source: RefSeq, a predicted model, not a curated record
CGCGCAUCCCCGCUACUCUCAUAAUAGGAAGCCGCAUUGGCAUGCAGGAAGCCCAUGUCUUUCAUCUGAACGAGCCACUUGAGGAUUCCCAGAGCUUAGACGUAAGAGUAUGAGAUCAAGCAAUUGUUGUCAGAGUGAGUCAAUGGGGUACAACGUUUCUGUAGAGGGUGGUGAUGUCCGACAUGCAGCAGUGUCUCCUAUUCGCAGUGUACAUCCUCUGAAGGACUAAGUUAACUAGAGUGAUAGGAGGUUAGAUUUGUGGAGUGGUUGUGAUCUUCGCUCGUGAUCGUUAGAGCUUGCUGUUCUGUCGUUGGUGCAAUGGCACAAACACAGUACUUGUUGCAUCCCUCCGGAGUUUUCGCCACUGGCACCAGGCAAGUGGGAGGUUUAUCAAGGGGUUUGGGUGCGGAGAAAACCUUGCUUAAGUUUUGCGAUGACGCUUCGCUCGUUGUGGCUGCUGCUCCGCAGCCGCUGCGAUCGUCCGCCCGCUACCGUGCUAGGAUUCGGGGUGAAGCGAGUGGUAUGUCUGAGUCCGCUACACUCACGAUUCCUGAUGUUGCCACCCAGAAUGGACGUAUUGGCAAUGCCGCGGUUCACGUGGUUCGCGAGGGAGAUGGAUUUGACCAGCUCAUGAGCAUCGCGGCACGGCCAGUGGUGGAGCAGAAAACUGAGUCUGCUUGGGUGUCUCAGGUAGCCACAAAGCAGGAAAGUGAACAUGGGCAAGCGCUUCCGGUGGAGGCUGCCAGAACUUCAAGACAUUCGUCGAAUUCAUCCUUCAAUGGCUUUAAGACAGCAGCUCAGACGUCGGUUGUGGAGCAGGAGCUGUCGCUGGAUCAAAAGCAGGAGAUUGUGAGCAAGGGCGGAAUGCCCCGGUGGGAUAUGCUGCUGAGCACCGAAGCGCUCGAGGAAGCUCACUUGUUCCGCGCCUCCAGUGUGACGGACGCACACGUUCUGCGAAGGAAGGGACGUCUCAAAGAGCAAGAUGGACUCAUCGAGUUCAUCAUCUCGAUGCACAGCACGCAUUCGCCCUACCAGGUAAUGGAGAAGGUGGAACGGUGGGUGCGGGAACAUGUGGCGGACCCCAACCGCAGCACGUUGAACCGGCUCAUUCCAAACUUGGGACCGCGGUUUCAUACGCCUCUACCUUUGGUGCGAGCGCUCCGUGAGUACGACGAAUUUGCAUCCCUCUCUCGGCGUAAAUACGUUCCUCCGAACUUCGCCGAGGUUCGACAUGUUAUCAACAUGGCGCAAGUGCACGCCAUAGCUGAGAAACUGUCGCUCAUCACCUUCGAUGCUGACGGGACUCUUUACGCUGACGGUCACCAUAUCGAGGGUGACAACAAGAUGAUCGGGCACAUCAUCAACCUGAUGCGCGAGGGCGUUCAGGUUGCCAUUGUUACUGCAGCAGGCUACCCUGGUGACGCUGCUAAAUUUGAGAAACGGUUGGCGGGACUGUUGGACGCCUUCAAGGAGCUUCAACUCCCACCUUACGUGACGAAAUUUUUUCGUGUGAUGGGGGGUGAAUGCAAUUACCUUCUGCGCGUGAAUGCGCAGUACAGGCUGGAAUUUAUCCACGACGAGCUCUGGCAAUCGCCUGACAUGCUCGCUUGGAAGGAAGAGGACAUCAAAGAUCUCCUGGACAACGCGGAAAAGGCUCUAAGAGCCGCGGCCUCGAGGCUGCGCGUCCCGAUCAACAUCGUGCGCAAGCCUCGAGCCGUGGGCGCGGUGCCGAAGGACCCCAUCAUUUACGAGGUGCUGGAGGAGAUGACGCUCACCGUCCAAAUGCAGCUCAUGCAAUCCGGCCUUCCGUUCUGCGCCUUCAACGGGGGCAACGACGUCUUCGUAGAUGUCGGCAACAAAUCUGUGGGCCUCAGGGCACUCAUGAAGUACCUCGGUACCAAAUGUUGCGAAACCCUGCACGUCGGGGACCGCUUCACCGCGAGCGGCAACGACUUGGCCACUCGCUCUCAGUGCUCCAUCCUCUGGGUUGCCAAUCCGGAAGAAACUGCCUUCUUCGCACGUCUCCUAUUGCGUGACAUUCGACAAGCCAAGCUUAACCAGUAUAUCGAAUGAGCAAACCAUCUCGAAAGCUACAAUCAUCGAUUAGUCAUCGUUACUAAAAUCAACGUCCCUUUCCGCAAGCUUAGAUGUCGACAAAACCCUGUACAAUUGAGCACUAUACGACGAUCCACGGGACAUCGACUCAUGUACAAGAAACCGAUCCGUAGAGUGAAAACGUUAGCUGUGAGAUAAGAAAAAACAACAACAGGUCGCCACAAUCAAGUUAACCUCGCCAACUGAUACAGUGUUGUGGUUCUCUUUGCUUUUGCUUACAACCCGUGAAGUAGUGAAGCUGCAGUGGACAGUGUUUAGUUCAAGCUCUACAGCUGCAACUGAGAAAUAACUGGCACCCAGUAAUCCAACACAAAGGAUUCAGAUAAAGGGCUUGCAUUCCACAUAUAUAUAUAUAUAUAUAUACAUUGUACGAGGUCGGAUCUGCCAAGGCACCCAGGCUGAUCGAACAUGAAAAAUGUAUAUCAUGAGGUUAUCGAUCACGAAAAUUAUACAAACAAAAAUCAGAUCUUUAGUGUUCACGCUCGUCUUGACGUGAUUCCGAAGAUAUUGUCAUCGUAGUCGUCGUUCGAGCUCUGUUGUGCAUAGAUUUGCGAAAAUUUGUGCCGAAAAAGUUUGAAAAUAGUUGGGUUAAUGGUGUUGAGAGUGUUACAUUCUUAAUGUCUCUCAAGGAUGUGACACAAUGGCGCUUAUCAUAUUCAACCAGGCGAUGUGGUGUACUAGCUAAAUACUGCUUUUUGUUUAUUUGAGUUUGUAUUCAAUAUUUUGAUGUUGUAAUAGAAUUGUAAAGUAUACUGUUGU